Molecule: messenger RNA, 1798 nt
Organism: Xenopus tropicalis (tropical clawed frog)
Lineage: Eukaryota; Metazoa; Chordata; Amphibia; Anura; Pipidae
Gene: tfg
Product: trafficking from ER to golgi regulator
Exons: 8
Coding region: 175-1383 (402 amino acids)
Biological process (GO): COPII vesicle coat assembly; endoplasmic reticulum to Golgi vesicle-mediated transport
Cellular component (GO): cytoplasm
Molecular function (GO): identical protein binding
Source: RefSeq, a predicted model, not a curated record
CCGAGCGCCUGACGUUGCGGUGCUGGCAGACAGAAGGAGGAGAAGUGGUAUUAGUACUGCCGCCCUCACCCUGUCUCCUUGGCAUUUAAUCUUACGGCGGUCGGUAACCAGCCCGGUAUAUCUACGGGGGAGCGAACAGCAGCGUCAGCUGCCUAAAUCACCACGGAGCCCACAAUGAAUGGACAACUGGACUUAAGUGGCAAGUUGAUUAUAAAAGCUCAGUUGGGAGAAGACAUCAGAAGAAUUCCAAUUCACAAUGAAGACAUUACCUAUGAUGAGCUGGUGCUGAUGAUGCAAAGAGUUUUCAGAGGAAAGCUCCUUACUAAUGAUGAGGUGACCAUCAAGUACAAAGAUGAAGAUGGAGAUCUUAUAACAAUAUUUGAUAGCUCUGAUUUGUCGUUUGCCAUCCAGUGCAGUAGAAUAUUAAAGCUCACCCUUUUUGUAAAUGGACAGCCAAGACCAUUGGAAUCUAGUCAAGUAAAGUAUCUCCGCCGGGAGUUGAUAGAACUACGUAACAAAGUUAAUCGGUUGCUGGACUGCCUGGAACCACCUGCAGAACCUGGAAUACCGUCCAGCCUUCCCGACAAUGAAGCUGUGGAUGGCAGAGAAGAGAAACCACCUGCACCAGAUUCCUCUGUUAAACCAUCUACCCAAGUUAUGGCUGCCAGCAUGUCUGCUUUUGAUCCACUGAAGAACCCAGAUGAAAUCAACAAAAAUGUCAUGUCUGCAUUUGGACUUUCUGAGGAGCAAGUCACUGGACCUCCUAGCGCACCAGUAGAGGAACGUUCCAGCACGCCAGAUAGCAUUGCUUCUUCCUCCUCUGCACAUCCACCAGGGACUCAGACUCAGCAGCCAUCAUACCCAGGAGCCCAGCAGCAAGCAGGUCAGAUUGAAGGACAGAUAUAUCAACAGUAUCCACAGCCACAGCAGCCUGCUGGUUAUCCAGCUCCUCAAGGCCAGCCCCAAGCUCCAGCCCAGCCUCAGCAACCCUACGGCAUGCAGUAUUCUGGUUACAAUCAGCAAGCUACUCCUCAACCAGCUCAGUAUCCAGCUUACAAUCAGCAAGCAGCACAGACUCCAGCUCCAGGGUUCCCAGGGCAGCAACAGCAAAUGGCUUCACAGCCCCCUCAGCAGUACCAGGCUGGGGGAUACCCUCCACAGACUUACACUACACAAGCCUCUCAGCCUGCAAACUACAAUCCGCCUCCUGUUUCCCAACCUGGACUGGCUCCAAGCCAACCAGGGAGCUAUCAGCCUAGGGCAGGAUUUACACAAUCCCCUGGAAGUACUGUAACCCCACCCCCAAGUGGCCCUAACCCAUAUGCGCGCAAUCGCCUACCAUUUGGUCAGGGAUACGCUCAGCCAGGACCUGGUUACCGGUAAAUGUCACUCUCACUAUUACUGCCAAGGCAAUGGCUGCUAGGUCUAUAUCCAUCCCAAUAGAUUCCAAUCUUAUGCUUAAAUUGUACUGAUGUUUCAGACAUCAGAGGAAAAGCUUAGUGUGCUUCUCAGCACACUGUUGCUUUUCACUAAAUGUUGUGUAAUUUAAUUCAAGUAGAGACCAAAUUAUUCUUUUCUGCUUUUGAUAGUACCUGCUCUCUAUAGUAGACAUUCAAAUACAAAAAUGUGUUUGACACUAGCCGGCCUUGUCAAAACUAUGACACAAUGCAAAUGGCAACCCCCAUUAUUUGGCUUGUUUUUAAUGAUCUGAUGUGUUAAAUUAGAUCUGUCCUAAAGUUUAAACUAGGUAUUAUGUACAAAUUCUAACACAUUAAAGGCUAAUAAAACAAUGAAAUGA